Molecule: messenger RNA, 959 nt
Organism: Poeciliopsis prolifica (blackstripe livebearer)
Lineage: Eukaryota; Metazoa; Chordata; Actinopteri; Cyprinodontiformes; Poeciliidae
Gene: ufsp1
Product: UFM1-specific peptidase 1 (non-functional)
Exons: 1
Coding region: 16-738 (240 amino acids)
Source: RefSeq, a predicted model, not a curated record
UCCGAGACAAUAUAAAUGGCGUCUGAUAUAGAUUGGGGUUCCUGUGAAAAGGAGAAAAGUCUCUGUCAGAAGACAGAGACUUUAUUAAAGAACGUUCACACUGAGCUGCCCGGUCCACUGGCGGAUCCAGAGAAACUCUCCCUGGUCAGAGGAGACUAUCUGUACUUCCAUUACGGCUGUGAUGGACAGGACGACAGAGGCUGGGGCUGUGGAUACCGAACCAUUCAAACCAUGGCGUCCUGGAUUUCCCUGAACAGGUCCCCAGUUCUAAACCAGAACAGAAUCGCUCCAAGCCUACCACAGAUCCAGCAAGCCUUGGUGACAAUGGGGGACAAGCCAGGCUCCUUCUCAGGCUCCAGGGAGUGGAUUGGGACAUUUGAAGCCUCCCUGGUGCUGGACUACUUCUGUGACGUCCCCUGUAAGGUGGUGCAUGUCAGAGGGGGAGGAGCAGAGCUGGAGCAGGUUGCAGUGGAGGAGCUCCAUCAACACUUUGAAAAGCACGGUUCUCCUGUCAUGAUGGGAGGAGACAGGGACAAUUCCUCCAAGGGUAUAUUAGGAGUUUGUACUGGGGACAGAGGGAGCUAUUUGCUUGUUGUUGAUCCUCACUACUAUGGGAGACAACUGGAGAAGACAGAGCUGCAGAGGAGAGGCUGGGUGGCUUGGAAACGAGUCUCAUCUCUGGAUCAGUCCUCGUUUUAUAACCUCUGUUUGCCUCAGACCGCUACGAAGGGAAUAUGAGACCUGAUAUUGUUCCAGUGGACAGAAUGUUGUAACAUGAGUGCCAUCUAGUGGUUGAAGUGUGAAAGUAUCUCAUAAGUCUGUUCCUGUCACACACCCACUUCAGACAAUUAUUUAAGAAGUUAAUUUCCUUCUUCAAAAUCCAAACUGUCUGUAUCAUGUGAAUUAAUUUACAUUAUACAUUGUAAUCAUAGGCCAAAUAACAAUCUCAAACAUUUUGG